Messenger RNA from Vitis vinifera (wine grape), 1784 nucleotides. RefSeq lists its product as uncharacterized. The record is from RefSeq and is a predicted model, not a curated record. Lineage: Eukaryota; Viridiplantae; Streptophyta; Magnoliopsida; Vitales; Vitaceae. The transcript has 10 exons. The coding region runs from base 74 to 1279 and encodes 401 amino acids.
CCCAACCCAUGUAUUUACCUUGUACAGACCCAUGUGGAAAUGCUAAAGCGACGGCUUCAACGACAAAACCACCAUGCUUUCUACAGCUAGGGUCUUCGCCUGCAACUUCAAACCCUCUCAAUCUCCGCCAUUACGCAGCAAAACCCAGAUGGAGGCACGAACCAGAAGCCCACAAAGCACCUUCUCGAGAUCUGGCUCUCUUUCCCCUCCAAGGGAAAGGCUCAGAGAAGAUAAUGGUGGUGGAACUGCCAUUGCGUUGCAGGAAUGGCAGGGUUGGGGAACAGAGUCUCCGUUACCUGAAAGGGUUGCUGAGAUUGUUCAUGAAUUGAAGUAUUUGGAGAAAGACUUCAAUGCCCAGAUGAGUUUUGGUGGGGUUGGUGGUAAACUGCAGGGAGAUUUCAAGAUUCAAGAGGAUAAAAAGCACAGAGCAACUUAUCAGGCUUUAGGUGAUUCUGAGAAAAAGCUCCAAUUCUUUUCAGCUCGACAAAUAGCAUGCCGCUUGCUUGGAAGUAGGGGUUACCUUUGUCAGAAGUGCUGGCUUGCUCUGGAAGAUUGUAUGUGUUCUAAAGUGAUUCCUUGCGUUCUAUGGCAUGGCAUACGGUUCUGGUUGUAUAUGCAUCCAAAGGAUUUUCUACGGCAGAACAAUACUGGAAAGUUGCUGUGGCAAGUGUUUGGUGUUAAAGCUGCAACUUUGUGCCUCUUUGGCAUUGCUGAACAUGAAGAGAUCAUGUGGAAUACAUUUGCACUUGCAGGGAAAAGCAAUGUUUGGUGCCUUUAUCCGAAUAAGAAUGCGCCAACAAAAUCAGUUCAGGAUAUCUUUGCUCAAGAAUCUUUGGGAGGUCUAGAAUGCUCAUCGACAACGGGGGAGCAGCAUGGGGGUGCCCAGUGUGGAUGGACAAACAGAGAAAAAAUUCUGAACUUUAUUUUAAUUGAUGGCACAUGGAACAACUCCGCAGCAAUGUUCAGGCGUUUGAAGGAACAAGCAAAGUUAGCUUGGGGAGAGGAGGACCUUCCUUGCAUAUCUCUGGCCAUGGGUGCCUCUGCAAUGCAUAAGCUUCGGCCCCAACCAUCUUGGGAUCGUACCUGUACAGCAGCAGCAGCCAUUGGCCUCCUCUCUGAGCUCCAACUUAUUCCAGAGUUUGGCUCAUAUGGAUUGGAUAAGCAAGCAGAAGCAGUGGAAGAUGCCUUAGCAGUUCUAUUAGAAGCUCUCACAGCUCGACGCCUUCGCAUGGGCAGGUCCAUCUCUCGUAAGCAGAGACACAACACUGACAUCUGUUAACAACUAACCAAGAAUCACAUUGUCAGCAGCAGGAGGAUGCAUUUUUUAGGUCUCCCUUUGGUUUGCAUGGUAACCAAGUCAAGGACCAAGUUAUGAGGAUGACAUCGCAGACUAGCAACACAUCAUUGUAUGCUUCAGAUAUGGUAGGCCCCUCUUUUUUCUUAGAGGGUUUUUGGUAGAAUUUAAUGUUUAAUGACUUAAAGUGACUUUAAGUUACUGUGCUUAAAUCAUUGAGUCAUAUUAAGUCAUUAAGCUGAUUUACCAAAAUCAUUUUUAAGUUAUUAAGUCACAUUAAGUCAAUAGGUUGAUUUAUCAAAAACCCCUCUAGUCUCAAACUUUUUAGUUUUGCUUACUGAUUGAUGUGGUAUUGGAUCAAAACAGUCGUCACAGUUGACUGUUCCAUUGAACUCAUGUUGGUUGUAUCGAUACACUACAUACAUUGAGAAUCCUUCUUUGCAGACAGAAUGAAAUGAUCUUGAACUUAAUCAAGUUCAGGUUUGCUUUA